Molecule: messenger RNA, 1298 nt
Organism: Xiphophorus maculatus (southern platyfish)
Lineage: Eukaryota; Metazoa; Chordata; Actinopteri; Cyprinodontiformes; Poeciliidae
Gene: tmprss2
Product: transmembrane protease, serine 2
Exons: 12
Coding region: 1-1275 (424 amino acids)
Biological process (GO): proteolysis
Cellular component (GO): membrane
Molecular function (GO): serine-type endopeptidase activity; protein binding
Source: RefSeq, a predicted model, not a curated record
AUGAGUCGCUUCCGUCGUCGCUUAGAUUCCGCACUAAAAAAGUUGUGUCCCCGGAGGUCCAUCUUCUGUGGUGCUAUCGUCCUGUUAGUGGUCGUCAUCUUGCUCUGGUAUUUCUUAUAUUACAAGUGUCCAUUUGGGAAGUCAUGUGGACCGGGUGGGAAGUGUCUGGGCACCAGCCGGUGGUGUGAUGGUGUACAGGACUGUUCAAACGGAGAAGAUGAGUCCCAAUGCUUUCGCCUGCAGGGGAUUGAUUUCCUGCUGCAAAGUUAUUCAUCAGACGACGAUGCCUGGUUGCCUGUAUGUGCUGAGAACUGGAAUGACAGCUACGGGAGUACUGUGUGUGUGCAGAUGGGCUACGACAGCAAGUUUUAUGAGAGCUCUACUCAAGUCAGCUUUCACACCUCAGCCCCAGAGGGAUACCUGAAGCUAAAGUCUGGAAGUAGCUAUAAAUCCCCGAUACAGACACAGCUCAUGCACAGCCCAGAGUGCUCAGUCAGAGUUGUUAAACUGCAUUGCAUUGAAUGUGGCAAGAGUUUUGCAGCUCCCAGCAGUCGCAUCAUGGGCGGCUCUGAGGCGGUGAAAGGAGCUUGGCCGUGGCAAGUCAGCCUCCAGGUUUACUAUCAGCAUGUGUGCGGCGGCUCCAUCAUCAGCCCAUACUGGAUCCUGACUGCAGCGCACUGCUUCCAAACACUUUCUGAUCCUGAAUUAUGGACGGUAGCCUAUGGGGAUGUGCAUUUGUCAAACCUGCCAACUAGAAGGUCAGCUAAGAGAAUCGUUAGGCAUAAGAAAUUUGACCCUAAGACCAAUGACUUCGACAUUGCGUUGCUAAAACUCAGUAAGCCCAUCAUUUUCAAACAAAGAACAGUGAGACCACUGUGUCUCCCCAAUGUUGGGCUUCAAAUACAUAGCAGCAAUGGAUCCUGGAUCACUGGAUGGGGGCAGUUGUAUUCAUCUGGUCCAUCUCCUGAUACACUACAUCAAGCUCCAGUUACCAUUUAUCUGCCACAGAUAUGUAAUCAUCCUUACGUGUUGAAUGGGAGGGUAACUGAGACCAUGUUCUGCGCAGGCAAUCUGCGAGGAGGCGUCGAUACCUGCCAAGGUGACAGUGGAGGACCUCUGGUGGUUAACUCAGGAAAUGUAUGGUGGCUGAUAGGGGUCACUAGCUGGGGCUAUGGAUGUGGUUUGAGGACCAAGCCAGGAUUGUAUGGCAAUAUAUCUUUCUUUAUGGAGUGGAUACAGAAACAAAUGCAGGAUGAGUGGAAAGUAGAAGAGUGAGGUCCCUACCAAUGCACUUUGAG